AUGGGAGAACAAAAUGGAAAGGACUUCACUCACAAAACCAACGGCUUGAAAGGGAAGCCCCCGUACUGCGUGGAGACUCCGUACGGCUUCCAGCUGGAUCUAGACUUCCUCAAGUAUGUGGACGACAUCGAGAAAGGCAACACAAUCAAGCGUGUCCCCAUGCAGCGCCGGAGUAAGGUUCCCCGGGCCAGCACUCUCCCCCGCCACCUCCACCUCUCCUCCUCUGGCUCUCGUCCAAGCCCCUGGGGGUCCACCGGGGCACUGGGGCCGAGGUCGCGGCUGUUGGGGGCCCACCACGGUUUCUCCUGGUCACACGAAACCAGCGCGCCUCUUUCAUUGGCCGGUUUCAAAUCUCAGGCUGAAAUGGAAGCGAGGAUAAAGGAGUUUGACGAGCAGCCGUUAGGUGAACGCAUCAAGCCUCAUCUCCUGCGGGCUUCCAGUUUACCCCUGACUGUGCUAUUACGGCAAAGUUCUGAAUCCGCAGACGACGCAAGCAGUCUCAGGAGCUCUCGAGAUUGUCUCUUAGGGAAAAAUACCUCGCUUGAAGACUUAGUUGACUCCCAUUCCAAUUCCGGGCUCGUAAAGCGUCUUUCUGAGGCGUUGGAACGUGUUGCAGAGCUGGAGAUGGAAGUGAGGGUUAUUCCAGAGUUGCGAGCUCAACUCGGCAAAGUCCAAGAAGAGCGCGAACGGUUACGGCUGGCUCUACGUUCAAACCUUCAACCGCCGUCUGUAAAUGUAAAUGGAUGCUACACUUCAUGCCACUACAAUAGCAUCGAUGUCAAAAGGCCCAGACACGACAGCCACAACCACUUGGACUCAAACGCCUCGCACGAGUGGAGGAGCAGCACGGAUCUGGACGAGCUGCUCACGGUGACGUCGCUCCAGGCCAAAAUCGCGGCGCUUGAGCAGAAACUUCACGAGAGCGAGCUGGAGUUGAAAUGGGUCACGGGAAUGCUACGAGAACGGCAACGGGAAAGUGGAAAGAAUGAUGAUGACAAGAUGGAUGAGCUUAGAAGAAAUCCUGGGGUGUGGGUGAAAGCCGAGCGAGUGGUGGUGCAGCAGGACGGAGAAGAGACGGUGGUGAAGAGCGAAGACACCGGGUUUGGCAGCGAUAACGGGGUGCGUGAGAAGGCAGCGGAGGACGAAAGGAACGCGGAAAAGGUGGUUUGUCACAUACAGAAGAUCAGGCGGCUCCUGGACCAGCAGUGGGACUGUCUGUGUUCAGAGCAAAGGGCACAACACAUAGACCCCAAAGUUAAGCUUCUGCAGCAGGAGAUGGUGGGCCUGGUCGAUCUACUGUCAUCCCACUACAAUCAACCAAUACAAAGGCAGGAGGAGCAGCUAUCAGACAACUCGAAAUGUGACACAAAGAAAAAACAAUGCAGACUAUUAAAGGACCCGGAUGAAAGGGACCACUCCACCACAAGUACAAACCAGAACAACAUGGAGCAGAGCGAAUGCCCCGGAGAGAAGAUGGCGGAUGCCCAGGUGCAUGAUGGUCCAGCAGAAAGGGGCACAAGUCCAAGCAGACACAUGAGAUCUGCAGGGACAGAUGGAAACACAGUGUCUGCAGCGGCUCCAGAGAAAACAGUGAGGAUGAGAACGGCUCCAGGAGAACAGAUGGAGCCAGGCCCUGACACUGCUGCUGGCAGUGAGGUUAAAGCUGCCUUUGUUGCCGCCUGUCUGUUUCUGAAAGAUCACAUGAACAAUAUGGACAACCCCAACGACGACAUGAAGAAAGCUUUGGUGGUGCUGUUUCAGAGCUGGUUUGGUGCAGCAGCAGAGGAGAGCUCUAAAGUGAGCUCUGUGGUCGCUCACGUGAAAGAAGUGAAGAGAAAUGCUCCGUCGCUCAUGGCCUUCCUGAUCAACAUGGCCGACGACAACGCCAACACGGUCCUGCAUUACAGCGUCUCCCACUGCAACUACAGCAUUGUCAGCGUGCUCUUGGACACCGGUGUGGCCGACGUGAACCUCCAGAACAAUGCUGGAUACACUGCUAUGAUGCUGGCCUCGCUCACCGCCCCUGACAGCCCCUGUGGCAUGGAGGUGGUCCGUAAACUGAUGGAAAUGGGCAGCACCAACAUCAAGUCCAGCCAGACGGGCCUGACAGCGCUGCACUUGGCGGUGAGGCACGGGCGAGUGGUGAUGGUGCGGCUGCUGCUGAGCUGUGGAGCGGACGCCAACAUCCAAGACAAAGAGGGAACGACAGCGCUGAUGUUUGCCGCCGAGAGGGGCCACACGCACAUCGCCCGGCUGCUCUUAGAACGCAGCCAGUGUGACCUCAGCCUGGCCGACAAGCACGGCCGCACGGCUUUGUCCAUCGCCACGCAGGGGUCCCACAGUGAUACCGCCGCUCUGCUGAAAGCCCACGCAAAAGCCAGAGCGCUUUAA
Knipowitschia caucasica is the source of this 2391-nucleotide messenger RNA. The record is from the annotation of a GenBank genome assembly. Lineage: Eukaryota; Metazoa; Chordata; Actinopteri; Gobiiformes; Gobiidae.